Physella acuta is the source of this 752-nucleotide messenger RNA. RefSeq lists its product as uncharacterized. Lineage: Eukaryota; Metazoa; Mollusca; Gastropoda; Physidae. The record is from RefSeq and is a predicted model, not a curated record. Gene Ontology annotation, molecular function: RNA nuclease activity.
AGAGCUAAUAUUCAACAACAUUGCACGGCAACAUUAUGGAGCGAGCAGAUAUACCACCAGUUAUAGAAGCUGAUCACCCGAAUACAGAUACUGGAUUAAUCAAAGUUGCAGUGUAUUGGGAUAUCGAAAACAUACAAAUACCAAAAGGCGAGUCCGUUGCACGUUUCAAAGAGCUAGUUGAUGAAUUCAUGCUCACAAAACAAGAUAUAUCUGAAGAACUUAAAUAUGAGGUGGAUACUUUUGUGGCCUGCGCAGCCAAUUUUGAUCGACUGAAUGUAAAGGAAGAGGACUUUGAAAGGUUAAAGAUAAGAAUGGUUACGGUGGCACAAGAACGAAAUAGUGCAGAUAAAAAAAUUUUUGAAUUAGCUGGACAAUUUUGUAGUGAAUACAAAAACUUUGCACAAAUUUGGAUUAUUUCAAGUGAUCAAAAGCUUCUGAGAAGAGUAGUUCAAUUGGCAAGAAGACAAAUAGCGACUUUUUAUUUUAUUUUUGAAAAGGGCCUUAUAGAUAAUCUUAACAUAGUAGUACCGGAAGAUUACCGCUACUCGGUUCAAGGAAUUUGGAAACGCACAUAUACAAAAAUGCCAAUGGAAACAAUUUUAAAUGAUACAGAGCUCAUGAUGAAUCAUACGGUGGAUGUAGAAGUUCUAAAACUUGAUUUAAAGGAAAAGGUUUACAUCGUCGAUGACAUUGAAUAUUUUGGUAUGCAUGCAUUUGAAAUUAAAUUUUCGCUUGAUGCAAUAGUAGAAUAA